Dromiciops gliroides (monito del monte) is the source of this 4328-nucleotide messenger RNA. It is a transcript of the gene TJAP1, whose product is annotated as tight junction associated protein 1. The transcript has 12 exons. The record is from RefSeq and is a predicted model, not a curated record. Lineage: Eukaryota; Metazoa; Chordata; Mammalia; Microbiotheria; Microbiotheriidae. Gene Ontology annotation, cellular component: trans-Golgi network. Gene Ontology annotation, biological process: Golgi organization. The coding region runs from base 1007 to 2677 and encodes 556 amino acids.
GUUUUAUUUCCUCUGUUGCUUCACAUGGUCGGCUGCCUGGGUUUACUGCCACCUACUUGAAAAGGCGUAGCCAAAAUGCUUUCAUAUGUAUAGAUGAUCCUGGGUGAGUGGAAUAGCCUCCGUGAUGGGGAUGUGGCAUCCUUUUUACUGGAUCUUUGUUACUGAGAAAGAUGGAGAGGGCUCUAUUGGACACAGGCUCUCUGCUGAGAAUAAGCCUUCUGUAUCCUGGAGGCCCUUUCAGAGCUCCUGGGGCUGGCAGGAUACUAACCCAUCCCCUCCUGGCAUAUAGAGUGUGCUCAGACACUGUCCCAUUGUAUUUCAUUUUCUGAUGCAAUUCCUGGAGUCUUCUCCUCCAUUCUGAGGCUGCUUCCUUCAGUCUCUUUCUACUUGUUUCCCAUGUGGGAAGAGAUAAGCUGGACUCAGCUGGCAUAGGCUAAGUAGAUAGAAAGCAAUGACAAGCCAUGGGUAGCUUUGCUCCCAAAUCCUAUCACUCAACAUUUUUAAUUGGCAUCGCCAGAACUUUAUGGCCCACUGGCAGCAGUGUUUGUGGAGCAAGGAAUAGGGAGGGCAGUCCAUCUCUGCCAGUUAUAAUACCCUUUUCUCUCUCCUUGUCUACCCUGACUGCACCCAAGGAUUUGGGGGUUUUUUAAUUUUUCUUUUCUGGUUAAAGAGAAAGCUUUGAUGGAGGGUGAGAGGCCCAGCUCCAGAGUUGGGCUGCUCGUAAACCAAGCUGUCUGUUUAUAUGGAGAGCCUGGAGGGUGUCUGCCAUGAGUCUGCUGCUAACAACAAGAACUGGCUGGUUUGGGAGAAGACACUAACCCCGAGCUGUCAGCCAAAGGAGGUGGAGGGGCCCCAGGAUGAGGAGAGCCAAGGGCUGACUCCAAGACAGCAGAACGGAGGGAGCUGCCGACAAACAGACGAAUGCCCGAGUGAAUCUCCUUGGUGAGGCCUCAGUCUCAGCCCCCUAGCUCCCUCUAGAAGGUUAAGGAGUUUCACCUCUCCCAGGAUGACGAGCACAGCCCCUUCCAAGAAGCCAUACCGCAAGGCACCGCCCCAGCAUCGGGAGCUUCGGCCUGAGCUGCCUGCUUCAUGGGCUCAGCAGGAGGUCAGCAAGGUUGAGUGCCAGGAGUCCCUGACAGAUUCGGAGAGGAUGAAGCUCCUGCAGCAGGAGAAUGAGGAGCUGCGACGUCGCCUGGCCUCUGCUACCAGCCGGACAGAAGCCCUGGAGCGGGAGCUGGAGAUCGGACAGGACUAUCUGGAGCUGGAGCUGGGUCAGAGCCGGGAAGAACUGGACAAAUUCAAGGACAAGUUCCGACGGUUACAGAACAGCUACACGGCGUCACAGAGGAACAACCAGGAGCUGGAAGACAAGUUGCACACACUGGCCUCUCUUAGCCACAGCUGGAUUUUUGCAAUUAAGAAGGCUGAGAUGGACCGGAAAACUCUGGACUGGGAGAUUGUGGAGCUGACCAACAAGCUCUUGGAUGCUAAGACCACCAUUAACAAGCUGGAGGAGCUCAAUGAGCGCUAUAGGCAGGACUGUAACCUGGCGGUGCAGCUGCUCAAGUGCAACAAGUCCCACUUCCGGAAUCAUAAGUUUGCUGAUUUGCCCUAUGAGCUUCAGGACAUGGUUAGCAAGCACUUGCACAGCACACAGGAUGUCCCUGGGCCUAGCCCUACCCCUAGCCUGGCCCCAGGAGCUGUGGUGCCCACCUCAGUAAUUGCACGAGUACUGGAAAAGCCAGAGUCGCUCCUGCUCAACUCUGCCCAGUCUGGCAGUGCCGGACGCCCUGUGGCUGAGGAUGUCUUUGUGCAUGUGGACAUGAGUGAGGGUGCCUUGGGCAAUCCUGCCAGUCCCACGGCUCCAAGGAGUCCCCCAUCCCAAGCCAACGGGGAGUGCUGCCCACCUGGCAGUGCUCGGGGCUCAUCAGAAGAAGAGCUGCCCUUGCCACCCUGUGAGAAGCUGAGCCCUUACCCUACUCCACCACCACCCCACCCAUUGUACCCAGGCAGGAAAGUGAUUGAAUUCUCCGAGGACAAGGUGCGAAUCCCCAGGAAUAGUCCUCUGCCCAACUGUACCUAUGCCACCCGGCAGGCCAUCUCUUUAAGCCUAGUGGAGGAGGGGUCAGAUCGGGCCCGACUCAGCCCUGGGAGCCCUGCCUCCGCCCAGGCCUCACCUCGUCCGCUUGCCAGUCCUCCCUCUGCACCUAGUGCUGUGGCCAGCUCAGCCAGCUCAGAAGAGGAUCUGCUCUUAGCCAGCUGGCAGCGAGCAUUUGUGGAUCGGGUACCUCCACCUACCCCUCUGACCCAACGUACAGCCUUUGGGCGUGAUGUGCUUCCAGAUUUGCACAAUUUCCCCGGCAGUGCCUCAGAUAAUGAGGACGCUUGCCCUGUGCCCUCCUCUCCAGUUGGUGAGGGGUGUCGACUGUUGCCUUUUCCCAGCCCACCCCCAUCCAGGGAUGAUGAUGAGUUGAACCUGCCCGUGAGUCCUGCAGAGGAGCGCCAGAGCUUGCUUCCUGAAGAGGAAGGGGAAGGGUCAGGUACCCCUCCUGGAGAGGGCAGGGUUCGACUGACCUCUACCCGUCCCCAGAGAAGUCCCAAGCGGAUGGGUGUGCACCAUUUACACCGAAAGGACAGCCUGACUCAGGCCCAGGAGCAGGGCAACUUGCUUAACUAGGGCCUCCUUGCCCCUCCUCCUCUCUGCUAACACCUGCCCCUUCCCUCCCCCAAAACACACACACCACUAGGUUGUUACUGCAUGGGGGUACUGAGGCAUCGUGCUCACUCACUCUAAACUCAGGUUCCCCAACCCUCUGCUCCUUGGACCAGCUAGUUCAUGCCAUUGAAAAGCAGGGACUGUAACCUUGGAUGCAGCAUUGAAUCAGUCCCUUCACCCAACUUGAGCUUGGCCAUUUCUAAAACUGGGACACCAGAUGUCUGUCCUUAACGGCCCUCGAGGCCCUUACUGAUCCGUGCUGAGCACAGGACACCAUAUCUUUUCCCAAGCCAUGGCCAUCCCAUGUUUUGGUCUGCACUGGGUGUUUAAGUGGGGGCGGGGUGGGGUGGGGAAGGUCCUGACAGUAUUUGCCCCCAAGUCUGCUCUCUCAAGGGAGUUAAUUUUGGGGGAAAGGGGUUGUUUUUAAACCCCCAAGUUUCUUAUUUACUUAUUGCCUGAAACCCUUUCCAUGGCAGGAGCUAUUGCUGCAGGUCCUUCCAGUAUAGUUGGCCCUCUGGGGGUAAGGGUGAAAGGAGGAUGGCUUAGGGCUUUCUGUCUCCUCCUUGGGGACAGUGGGGUGGAGAGCAAUCUGCCUGGGCUGGCCCUAGACCCAGGGAAGACUAGAGGUGCCCCUCUCCUCCUUUGGCUCUAGACUGUUACUCUCAGCUUUGGGAAGUUUUCACAUUGAUGAGUCUAUUUUAAAAUCAGAAAUAAACUAUUUUAUCGGUAGUAUUGUGUCAUCUGCACUACUUGACCCUCCAAACUUGUCCUGCCUGGUGGCUCCUCCAGACCAAAAAUGCAUCUGAAGGCACUCAAGACAUUGGUGGGAUCCCCAAAUUCUCAGACACUAGAGGUCUCUUAUUCUUGGAGCUCCCUCCUCCUGGGAUGUAAACUUACCUAUCUCUGGUCUAAGGCUUCCCCAGCCUUGCACCUCCAGCCAGUGUUCUAGACAAACAAGAGACCUUGACAUUGGGGUUAACAUUGAGCCAUUACUGUCACCCUUCCUGAACUUGACAACUUGCUGACCUGGGACACACGACUACCCUAGUUUCUAAGCCACCUAAGCUUUAGGGCUGUUUGGGGUUAAGAAAAGGAAGAGGCUGCAAACUGGCACUAGGCUGAGAUGCCUGAAUCCUUGUCAGACUGAACCCAAUCGUGGCCUCUUGCCUUUAGGACACUCCACACCCCGGGGAAAGGCCAUCCAUUUUUCAGUGAUGGAUCUUAAGUUAUGUAAGGAUGCAUAUGCACCCCUUUCAUCAUGAUCCUUGGGUGUGGAUGAAGAAGGCAGUGGAAGGAAAUGCUGGAAUGAGGCUUCAAAGGCCCUCUUCUGCUGAUUAAGAUCAUAGAUUAGAAUUGGAAGGGACCUCAAAUCCCUUAGCCCCUUCAUUUCCCAGAUGAAGAAACUGACUCACACUCGCCCAACAGGGUCACCAAAGUAGCAAGUGAGUUUUAACCCAGGUGAUUGACUACUGUGAUCCUGGGGGCGUUAGCUUUAUGAGGUUAACAGCACUACCAACCUACGGUGUUGUGAAGAUUAAAUGUGUGUAAAAGCUCUAACUCCAGGGGUACAGAAAUGUGACCUGAAAUGAUUAAAAUGCGGAACGGGGCUGGA